AUGCCAGAGACGCAGGUGCGCCGCCGGCUUACCCAGGUAGAGAUGCGACUGCGUGACAUAGACGAGGAAGCGAGGCGCAUCAGCGUGCUGCAGGAGCAAGAAGUCUCGAAGCUCGAGAAUGACAACGCAAAGCUGCGCGAGCGGCUCGAGGCGAUUCGCAUGGAAGAGUGCAUGUCCCUGGCUGAAGUGCAGGCCUUGAAGGAUUACGCCAGCUAUGAGCGCACUUCCGGUGCGCCGGCUGGUCGCUCAGAGUCGAAGCUGAUUGGGUCGACCACUCUCAAGUAUCAGAAUGCCAAAGCCGAAGUGCAGAAGCGCCGCCGCGAGUGUGCACAGGCCGAGCGCCAGCUCGCGGAGUCGCAGGCCCGACUCGCUGAUGUGCGGAAGGCUCGCAAGGAAUUGAGGCGACAGAAUUUUACAGCAGAGGUGUCAGCCGCGGCGCGCAGUGCAGCAGCCGACAACUACAGGGCACUGAUCCACGAGCGGUUCCGUGGCUUAGAGGAAAAGGUGGCGCGUGAGCAGGAACGCCUCAACGCUGCUAUCAAAGAGGCACAGGAGGUGCGCACUGAGAUCGACACGUUGUUGGUGAGCCAGACGAGCAACGACACAAUGUGCCACCGCCAGUGUGAUGCGCUUCUGGCGAAGCGUCGCGAGAUGGCAUACCUGAUGGAGGUGUGUAACCUCGUGUGCGAGGAGCGCCAGUGCGUCGUUGCUGAGCUCACCGAGAUGCAGGCACGUAUGGCCGAGGAAAGUCAUCAGUAUGAGGCGGUCUUCGACGAGCUGACAAGGGUGCAAAACGAGAACGCCAAGACACAGGCGGCAAACAAUGACCAGCUGGAGGAGCUGCGCCGGAUCAUCAUGCAGACCCGUGUGGAGCGGGAGGGCCUGGAGGAGGACAACAACAACGUCAAGGCCGCCAUUGAGCGUCAACAUCGUCGCACCACUACUCGCCGCCUCAACGACGAGACGAGAGCCACAGCCGCCAGCGGGUCAAACCUAAGCAGCAGUGCCUUUGCUGAAGAGCGCGGCAUCGCGGCCGCCGAUGGGGUCGGUCCUGCUGGCAGGGAUCGCGGUGCGGAGCUACAGACCCCAGAGAGCGAGUUGUCACUUGACAGCAACCAGGCGCAGGUCCGCCUAUUCGAAGACUACUACCGAAGGCUCUCCGCCAUUGUGCAGAGCGACGCCAUUGAGGACGUGGCCGGGUUCAUGGACACGGCGGCUGACGAGCGGUAUAAAGUGUUUGAGGAGGUUAACGUAAUCAAGCGCAACAUGGUGACGCUCGAGAAAGAGAAAGCGGCGCUAAUAAUGUCGAUCAGCGGGGGUGCUGGUGAUCGCGUCACCGCAUCUUACUUGACUACCAGAAGUCCAGGCAGCUCAGCCAGCGUCUCGGAGUCGGUGGGACACCCUUUCACAUCCACCUCUGCUCUCGCAGCACUCGCCGUUGCCGACACGCUCGAGGACCUGACGACUGCCACAGCCUCCAUGGCAGCCGAGAAGAGCGGCGGCUCGAGCGUGCCUGGAACGUCGACCGAAGGCAGGCAAGAGCGCUCUUCUCGCAUGUUUGACCUUCUCGAUAAUUUCGGUGCAAUGCGUGAUCGCGUGUAUGAGCAGGAGAAAGAGGAAGAGGAGAGCGCAGCGGUGCUGGCACAGGUGGUUGAACAAGUGAAUGAAGUGUUUCGUGGGCUGGGGUGCAGCAUCGACGAGCUCCGUACACUCACGGGGCUGGAGGGGGUACAGCAGGGCACCCUGCUGCAGUGCCUCGCCAUGGUCGAAGAACGCGCCAGUGAGUACCUGAUAGCGUAUUCACGUCAGCAGCAGCAGCAGCUGCUACCCUUUUCGGAAGCGUCGCACCCAUGGCCAGGGGCGCCAGCCAACGCGGCAGCGGUGGUGUCGGCGACGUGUCCCGAGCACACCGCCGCCCACACACUUCUGCGCCGACUGGACUUGCGCCCGAGGGCAAAGAAGAACGCUGUGGCGGCGACGGUGAUGCACCACGCACUGCCUCGCUCGACGGACGUGACGACAGUGAUGCCUAGCAUCAACGCACGACCGACGGGCAGCAGCACCACCUUCGAGAACUUAGUUGAAGAUCGUCCCUUGUCGGAGGUGGAGCUGAGGGAAGUCGUCGAGGCGAAGCGGGCCCUGUUGCAGCCGUAA
Molecule: messenger RNA, 2154 nt
Organism: Leishmania braziliensis MHOM/BR/75/M2904
Lineage: Eukaryota; Euglenozoa; Kinetoplastea; Trypanosomatida; Trypanosomatidae
Exons: 1
Coding region: 1-2154 (717 amino acids)
Source: RefSeq, a predicted model, not a curated record